UGGAACUCAUUAGUGAAAUCAGCUGAACGAGUUUAUGAGGAAUAAGCCAAUAAACAUAUGGCAGGACUUUCUCUUUCUCACCACUGGAUUUUACACCUCUGUAAAAGCGACACGAUAUCGCAGGUAUUGUUUGCGGACAUUAUUUUCAACGUAAACGUGUUUAAAGACGAGCUAUUUCAUUGCGUUGAGUGAGCGUGUAAUGCUUUAAUGUGCGUCGUAGAUGUUGUACUUUUUAAUCAGGGAGGAAGUACAUGGUUGAUGUAUCAAAUUCGUCCUGUCACAGAUUUCUGCUGUAGGCAUAAUUCAUUGGCAUGACUUUAGACUAAUACUUGAGCGUCCAGGCGCAUGUUUCUCUAUAACACCAAAACGUGUUUAGCUUCGAACAAGAUGGAAGAUUUUUUUUAAUCUCUUUACGGAAUUCAUAUGACAGCGUUAUUUCUAUCGAGAGUAAAGCAACUAAAGGACAGAUGGAAAAAGGCAAAGUGCUUCUUUCACUGUUAAUUGUCAGUGUUAUUGGCAUUCUAUUUUUAGUGCACAUGAACAGUAAUGCAUAUUACGUGCAAGCUCCUCUAACAAUAAAAGCUCCCCCAUCAAAUAAUAAAUUUAAUAUCGUGGACGCUUCGUAUUCAAUAACACCCAUUAAAGACUCUAAGCAUUUCAUGGUGUCUGCAUACAUCGACCACAGACUUGAUGGGGUCAUUCGAGUCAUCAGCAUAAUCAACAGAAACAAUCUUCAGCCACUUUAUUGUGUUUACUGCAGCGCUGAACAAGUCUGCAAAACUGUUAACGCUGAGGUCCAGAUACACCACGACCACUUUGGCUUCCCGUAUGGUGCCACAGAUGUGUUUUGUAAAGGUGAACGCACACAAAAUGCAGCUCAUGUCCUCAUAACAACUGAUGAGAAAGAUACGGCUGACCACAAAGUAGAGUACUUGCCAAUAAAAAAUAAGGCUGUACAAGAGACUUUCAAGUUUAACUUCACUGUUUGCGUCUCUAACCUUUUCGGCGAUUACAACAAUGUUCUACAGUUUGCUCAAACAAUAGAAAUGUACAAGAUUCUCGGUGUACAGCAUGUGGUCGUCUAUAAAACUGCUUGUGGACCAGACUUGGAAAAGCUCUUGAAACAUUAUGAAACAGAGGGAAUACUGGAGAUCGUUCCAUGGCCUAUCGAUCAGUUUCUGAACCCUUCUUCAGGCUGGAACAUAAAAAAGCACAAGGGAGACAUUCAAUAUUAUGGUCAGUUAGUAACACUUAACGAAUGCAUUUACAGGCACAUGUACCAGUCCAAGUACGUUCUCUUGAACGACAUUGAUGAAAUCAUAAUGCCUUACAAACAUGCCAAUUUAGCAGCUCUAAUGGAGGACCUCCAGUCUGCUCAUCCUGAUAUAGGGGUGUUUCUCAUAGAGAAUCACAUAUUCCCAAAAACUCAGUUUGAGGAGAGUGAGAAGUUCAAACGAGCAGAGUGGAGUAAUAUUCCUGGUGUCAAUAUCAUGGAGCACAUUUACAGAGAACCAAGUCAAAAGAACGUUUACAAUCCCACAAAGAUGAUCGUCAACCCAAGGAAGGUGCAGCAAACCUCAGUACACUCCACUUUGAAAAACUUUGGAGACAGUUUCCGUGUACCCUUUAAUGUAUGUAGGAUUGUACACGUGAGAGUCCCACUGCAGGGGCAUCUUACCAAAGAGCAACUCUUUGUCGACAAAAAAGUCUGGGACUUUGAACGAGAACUGAUACAGAACGUUGAUCAGACUUUGAAACUUUGUGGUUUCCUGUAGCCUUCUAGUUGACGUGUUUGUGUAGUAUUGAUGUGUAUAUAUGUAAAAAUAGCCAAAACUGCUAUUUUCGUUUGCUUGUAUGUUGUUGGUUUUUUUGCUUACCGCAGUAAUAAAAAUAAUGCAUUUGAGCAGCCCGAUGGUUCAACCGUCAAAAUGCUUUUUAAAACGACAACAAAAAAACAGUUGAGAUGAAAGCGCGGGUUUUGUCAAAUGUCAAGCCAGCAUUUCAUGCAUAAAUAUAUUGUAAAUCUUACAAAUACAAAAAUAUCCCUUGUUGUACUGGAUGAAUCUGAUAAUAGACAAUGUUGAUACUCUUGACACAUAUCAAAUUAAAUCACUCUGUCAAUGCAG
This is a messenger RNA of Puntigrus tetrazona (Sumatra barb), 2126 nucleotides long. RefSeq names its product glycosyltransferase family 92 protein. The record is from RefSeq and is a predicted model, not a curated record. NCBI's taxonomy places the organism in Eukaryota, Metazoa, Chordata, Actinopteri, Cypriniformes, Cyprinidae. The coding region runs from base 468 to 1775 and encodes 435 amino acids. The transcript has 2 exons.